Messenger RNA from Cryptosporidium ubiquitum, 1596 nucleotides. RefSeq lists its product as uncharacterized. The transcript has a single exon. The record is from RefSeq and is a predicted model, not a curated record. The coding region runs from base 1 to 1596 and encodes 531 amino acids. NCBI's taxonomy places the organism in Eukaryota, Apicomplexa, Conoidasida, Eucoccidiorida, Cryptosporidiidae.
AUGAUAAAUAGUUCGGUUAGUACAAGUUUAAAUUCAUACGAGAAUUUUGAUGAUAAUGAGGAAUUAAAAUUGUCAGGUCAAAAAAAAAUUGAUACAGACAAUUUUCAAAGUGAAAUUAAUCCAGGAAAUAUAAUAAAUAAUUUUCCUAUAAUAACCGGUUAUUACGGAGUUGUAUUGAGGAAAAAAAAGCAUCCAUUAUUCGGUUCAUAUUGGAAUAAGGAGUAUUGUUUAUUACAAUCAAAUAUUUUUGUAUGCCAUGAACUAAAAUAUCCAUAUAAAAUUAAGAAAAGUAUAUCAAUUGCAUCCAUAUCAAAAUGUGAAAUAUCAAAAAUGGACCCUUGUGUCUACUGUUUAACAAUAAAUAAUAAUGAACAUAAUUCCGGAAAAUCAGAAAUUUCACAAAUAAGAGGAUUUUCAUGUUUUAAUUUUAAAAAUAAAAAGAUUGAAAUAAUUAAAAUAAAGUGUACAUCAACUUUAGAUACUCAGAAAUGGACUCUUUAUAUUAAUAAUACACUAAAAAAUUGGAGAUCAAAUAAAAAUAAUGCAAAAAAUCUUUAUAAUGCAAAUCAAUAUAUUGAAAAAACAAUAGCUCAGGAAUUAUUUGAAAAGGUGAAUAGAAAGUUAAAAAAAGUAAUUAUUCAAUCAUCAAUAAAUAAUAUGAUUUUAAUAUUUAAUCAGAUUCAAAAAAGAAAUUUUUAUAAUAGUUUCUAUAAGAUUAAGAUUAACAGCAUUAUAAAUUUGAAUAAUAAAGAAAGUGAAUCAUCUAGAAGUACAAGUAAUUUAUCCACAUCAAAAAAUGAUUUUACAUUUAAAAAUGAUUUGUUGUUGAUAAAAAGAAGAAUUAUUUUAUUUAAAAUUGAACAAGGAUCAAAUCAUUUGAAAAGAAUCAUAAUUAAAAGAAUGUCAGAAUAUUGGGAAUUAUUUAAAAAUCAAAUAAAAAGUAAUCUUUUUAAUAGUUAUAGAGAAUCCGAAUUUAUGGAAAUACAUUAUAAAUUAAUAAUAAAAAGAAGAAUUUUUCUAUUUUGGAGAGAAUUACUAAGAAUUAUUUCAUUAAAAAAUAAAGACAAUAAACAAAAAAAAAGAAAAUCUGUGGAUUUAAUUAUUUCAACAGAUUCUACAGCGGCUUAUAACACAAAUGAUACACUUUUCCACUCUAAUUCAUCAUCAUUAAAAGAUUCUACUUUAAAUUUACUAUCUGAAAUGACAUUAUCUCCAACCACUAAUACAAAGAAUCCUAAUAAAGAAAUCUAUUGUAAACCAGAUAUAUUCAAAAACCAAUUAAAGCAAAAUAAAAUUAUAAAUAAAACAGAUAAUAAACGUCAAACAACACUAAAAACGUCAGCGAAAGGAAACAAUGUUCAUAUAAGGGACAUUUCUAAUAUCCGUAAAAAUAUCAUACAAAUUACUAAGCUAAAUUUUAUAAUACUUACAAAAGUAAAAAUAGCUUGGAAUCUUCUAGAAACAAAUCGUGUAAAAAGUAACGCCCUGCUAUCCAUUUACAAAUAUAACCAAAUUCAAUCCUUCUUCGAAAUAUUAGAGAGAAAUUGGAAAUCGGAGUUCUAUAGGGUUUUUCUAGUAUUAAAACAAAAGCAAUAG